Mirounga angustirostris (Northern elephant seal) is the source of this 5888-nucleotide messenger RNA. It is a transcript of the gene ARHGEF5, whose product is annotated as Rho guanine nucleotide exchange factor 5. NCBI's taxonomy places the organism in Eukaryota, Metazoa, Chordata, Mammalia, Carnivora, Phocidae. Gene Ontology annotation, molecular function: guanyl-nucleotide exchange factor activity; protein binding. Gene Ontology annotation, cellular component: nucleus; cytoplasm. The coding region runs from base 1 to 4788 and encodes 1595 amino acids. Gene Ontology annotation, biological process: intracellular signal transduction; activation of GTPase activity. The transcript has 14 exons. The record is from RefSeq and is a predicted model, not a curated record.
AUGGAGGCUGAGGAGCCCCAACAUGGGGCCUCGACCCCCAUCCCUGCCUUAGCGGAGCUCAGUGUUAUCCCGGAAGCUCUCAGGAGAAGCAGUCAGACCGCGACCUUGGGGCCCAAAGUUCAAGAAGGCUGGGAGCCAUCCUCCACAUGGGCAGAGGGACGAGGACUCUCGGAGACCCAGCAGGGAGACUUAAGGGAUAUGAAUAACUGUGCAACCAAGAGCAUGACCUCCUUCCCCAAGGAAGCCCCUGCAGGUGCGGAGACCAACCAGGAAGACUCUGUGGGGGAGACAGGGGACACCCCAGAGCGCCAGGAGGCAGUGCCUCAGAGCCUGGCAGAUGGACAGGCGAGGACACCGGCUCCCUCAGAGCUCAGGGCCUGCCCUGUUCAAGGUGAACAUCUAGGCGUGGUCCCAGUAUCCAGUGAGCUGGAUAGCGGAGUGGAGAUGGAAUUUAGACCAGAACUCGCUUCUUUGACUGGGGGAACUGGACACGCAGAAGAGAAGGAGGAGGUUUUCCCAGACACCUCUGCUCAGCCCAGAUUUGGGCCUUCCUGUGAAGAGCACCCAGCAGAGACCCACCAGCCAGGGGACUCUGUUGGGCAGGGGGAAGAGCUGCAGUCUACGGAGGCAGAAGAAAGUCCAGUGAGAGGGGGACUCAUGUGCCUCCUGGGGGCCGAGGGGCUGGAGGAGCAGGGACGAGUGGAAGGGGGCUUCCAGGAGGAAGGAUCUGUCAGGGAGGAUGGGAGUUUAGGGGAGCAGGAACAGCCGGGGGAGCAGGUUAAUGGCACAGAGGGAGAAAGGCAAAAACAGGAGCAGAUACAAGGUGAUGUGAUGCUUGCAAAACAGGGAGAAAGAAUGGGGCUUUCUGGGGAGUUGGAAGGUCCACACUGUAGUGAGCAGGAGAGGAAGACUCUGGGCCAGCAAGAGCUACAGCAGGGAGAGGAGGGGAAGAGGGAGUUAGGGGGGUCAGGGGAGAGGAAGAUGGAUGCUCAGAACGAGGAGAAGCAAAGCUCAGCGGGGAGAUCAGGGAAAGUAACUGGAAGGCAGGAAGGUCGAGGGCUUCAGCGCAAAGUGAUGUCAGUGGAGGGGCAGGAGGAGCAGCUGGGGAAUUGGGAUGGGGACCCGCUGUGGGGAGAGGCCAGAGAAGGAAGUACAGAAGAGGCGGGGGCACGUGAUGGUCCUUCCACAUUGGCUCCAGUAGCCCCUGAGUUCUCGUCUCCCUGUGACGCGUUUCUAGACACCUGUUAUCCCAUGACCAGUAUUCCUGGGACUCAGAAGGAGCCCAGGGCUGAGGAACUAUCCCCUGUAGCUCCAGCUCCUAUAUUGGAGCCAGGAGGAUUGUCCUGCCAGCCAGCUUCUUCACUUGGCUCUCUUCCUGCUGGGGAGUCACCUGACCAAGAAACAGCUCAGGAUGGCCAGCAGGAGGGAUCCGAGCUGGGGAACAGGGCAGUGUUCAGCCAGGAGACCGAGAUGGUCUCUGCCAGGACAUCAGCCGCUCCUCCAAGGAUACCAGAUUCAGCUCCUUUCAGUCCUGCCAAUGUCUCCCCAAGCACAGCUACAUCAUCAUCUGCCAGCCCCCUAGUUGCCUCUCCCAGGAGGGAGCCCUCUCUUGUUGCACAUUCUCCAGAAACCUCCAGAGCAUCUCUUUGGACUAACAACGCAUCUCACUGUGGGGCUUCUGAGACUCCCCCAGCUGCUCUCUGUGGCUUCCUGUCUGCAGAGGCCACCAUGGAAAUAUCCACCAGCUCCAAUCGGGCCAACCCUCAGAGCCCCCUAGGCCACUCUACAGGGGCUGUCCAGCACCUAAGGAGCAACUCCUUCCCAGGCUUUCAUAGGACAGAGCCAACUCCGGACCUGCUGGGACUAUCACUUUCCUUCUCCCAUUCAGAGUUGCCCCAGAGGGCCCCCAAACCUGCCCUCUAUGGCUCUAUGAUCCCGAGAAGGGACAGGAAAAGUGGUAGGGACUGCAGGAUCAUUCCAGAAUCCCCUAGUUCAUUAUCUACUCUGGGGCAGGACUCUCAAGAAUUCACUUCAAGUCCGGAAAGAUCCAGUAGUCCCUGUAGCACCCAGCCAUGUGGCUCCCGACACACUUCAGCCUCUGCCCCAGAGUCUCCUGCCUAUGGCUCUUCCCCACCCCUUGUCUCUGUAGAUGUGAGGAUCCAUGAACCUCUGCCCCCUCCUCCCCCAGAGAAGAGGCGUGUUCACCCCUCCAUGGUAGAGAGAGACAGCCAUCUCCACGUAGGAGUUCCCACGCUGAAGCGAUGUGGCCAUUCUCUUCCAUUGGCCCCAGGUUUGGGGCUACAUGGCCCCCCCAAAGGCCCACUUCCCCCAGUUCCUGACUCCCUUGUGGCAAGGCAGCACCGUCCUCUGCCCUCUACCCCGGACACUCCCCAUCCUACUCAGACCUCCUUCUCCCACAGGCUGAGAUACAACAAGCCAUUACCCCCAACUCCUGAUUUGUCCCAGCCCCACCAUUCUGUUUCUUCUUCUAGUAGUCCAAGGAUCUACAGGCCUCUACCCCCUGUCCCUAUUAUGGAUCCUCCCACUGAACCACCCCCGUUACCCCCGAAGUCCAGGGGGAGGAGUAGGAGCACUCAGGGAGAACUCAUGAAUGCAGGGGGUCAGGGCAAGCCAAGGCCUGUUUGUCAAGAGCGGAUAGUCUCCACUCCCCAUUCUGUUGGACGUACCUCCUGGCCCCCAGCCAUGGGCCGAUCAACAGACUCUUUGGCCUCCACCAGCAGGAGCAAGAGGGAAGUGUCCUCUGGCAUGGCUUUCAGCAACGUGGCAACCCUUCUAAGUCCCUCUUCCCCAACCACACACUGGAGUCUGGAGCUUCAGGGACCCACCUCUGAACCAGGACCCUCAGAAGAGUCUGAGGCCCCUGCCAGAGGAUCUUUGAGAAGAACAGCCCCUCAGGAAGGAGCCAAUGGCCUGAAGAGGUUGGAUGUAGGCCAAGCAAGGCAGGCAGAAAAACUCAGCCAUCCCCAUCUGGAAAAGGCAUCCAGCUGGCCCCACAGGCGGGACCCAGGGAGACCACCAGAGAGCAGCAGUGGGCAGGUUGCAGAUCCUGGUGAGGGAUCCAGUAAGCACAAGGGCUGGAACCGGCAAGGCCUGCGCAGACCUUCCAUCUUGCCUGAGGGCUCUUCAGAUACAAGAGGUCCAGCCGUAGAAAAAUCCCUUGGCCCUUCAGACACCAUUGUUUUUCGGGAGAAAAAACCAAAGGAGGUAAUGGGAGGCUUUUCAAGACGCCGCUCGAAGCUCAUCAACUCCUCUCAGCUGCUUUACCAGGAGUACAGUGAUGUGGUUCUGAACAAGGAGAUUCAGAGCCAGCAGCGGCUGGACAGCCUGGGAGAGGCGACCGGGUCCGCCUCUCCCCGGCAGCCCCGGAGGACCCUGGUCUCCUCAGAGUCUUACCUGCAGCGCCUGUCCAUGGCCUCCAGUGGCUCCCUCUGGCAGGAAAUCCCCGUGGUGCGUAAUAGCACCGUGCUGCUCUCCAUGACCCACGAAGAUCAAAAACUGCAAGAGGCCAAAUUUGAGCUGAUCGUGUCAGAGGCCUCCUACCUACGCAGUCUGCAUGUGGCCGUGGAUCAUUUCCAGCUCUCAGCCCCGCUGCGGGCCACCCUUUCCAACCAGGAAUACCAGUGGCUCUUCUCUCGUUUACAGGACGUGCGUGAAGUCAGCACCACGUUCCUUUCAGACCUGGAGGAGAACUUCGAGAGCAACAUCUUCACCUUCCAAGUGUGUGAUGUCGUCCUGAACCAUGCUCCCAAUUUCCGCCGGGUCUACCUGCCUUAUGUCACCAACCAGACCUACCAGGAACGUACUUUCCAAGGCCUGCUGAACAGCAACAGCAGUUUCCGAGAGGUCCUGGAGAAGCUGGAGAGCGACCCCGUCUGCCAGCGCCUUUCCCUCAAGUCCUUCCUGAUCCUGCCCUUCCAGCGCAUCACACGUCUCAAACUGCUGCUCCAGAACAUUCUGAAGAGAACACAGCCUGGCUCUUCCGAGGAAGCAGAGGCCACAAAGGCACAUCAUGCACUGGAGGAGCUGAUCCGGGACUGCAAUAACAAUGUCCAGAGGAUGCGACGGACAGAGGAGCUCAUCUACCUGAGCCAGAAGAUUGAGUUUGAGUGCAAAAUCUUCCCACUCAUCUCACAGUCACGCUGGCUGGUGAAGAGUGGAGAGCUGACAGCCCUGGAGUUCAGCCUCUCCCCUGGGCUGCGAAGGAAACUGAACACGCGUCCAGUGCACCUGCAUCUCUUCAAUGACUGUCUGUUGCUGUCUCGGCCCCGAGAGGGUAGCCGAUUCCUGGUAUUUGAUCAUGCUCCCUUCUCCUCCAUCCGAGGGGAAAAGUGUGAAAUGAAGCUACACGGACCUCACAAAAACCUCUUCCGACUCUUCCUGUUGCACAACGCACAGGGCACCCAGGCUGAGUUCCUCUUCAGCACUGAGACCCAAAGUGAAAAGCUUCGAUGGAUCUCAGCCUUGGCCAUGCCCAGAGAGGAGUUGGACCUUCUGGAGUGUUAUGACUCCCCACAAGUACAGUGCCUUCGAGCCUACAAACCCCGAGAGAACGACGAGUUGGCCCUGGAGAAGGCAGAUGUGGUGAUGGUGACUCAGCAAAGCAGCGAUGGCUGGCUGGAGGGCAUGCGACUGUCAGAUGGGGAGCGAGGCUGGUUCCCUGUGCAGCAAGUAGAGUUCAUUUCCAACCCAGAGGUCCGUGCACGGAACCUGAAGGAAGCCCACCGAGUCAAGACUGCCAAACUACAGCUGGUGGAACAGCAGACCUAGCUAUUUUCUGGGAGGAAUUCCCUGAGCAUAAGGACAAGACGUUCCUGGAAAGGGCUGGCCCCAGAACCCUGCAACAGAGGCCUUCUGUGGACCAAGAAGUAGACCUUCUGAAAACUCGAGGACAAAAUGAAGCUACCAGUCGCGAGUCUCAAACCUCCUUUCAUGUGCUUUGUGCUUGGUGGAGGGAUUUUCAGGGACUUUGCACUGGAUUCUGAGAAUCUUUUCUCAUAAGAAAACAGACAAAUGGGGCCUAAGCCAAGGAACUUUACCUCUACUACCGUAUAGUACUUAAAUAUUCUCUGUUUCCAGAGUGCAGAUUCAGGGCUGACCAAAGUUUCCAUCAUGGCUACAAGUUAAAUGGAAUCUGACCUCAGUCCACUAGAGGGAGAUGUUUAAGGGGGAUUAGCACGUCAGAUGAGAGGGUCAACAGGGUGAUCUCUAAGGUAUCUUCCAACUUGAGAGAUUUUCCAUAAUUAUUGGUGUGGGGUCAGGGCAUGCAUCUCUGGGAUCUGUGUUGGUGGCAAUGUGAGGGUAGUACUCUCUCACUCUAAUAAAUUUGGCACUUCUCUGAGUGUUUUCUUCUCAGACUCCUGAGCACUGAACAAGGUACAGAACAUGGAAUCCCAUGAGGAUUCCAGGCCAUUUGAUUUAGGUGCCACGAAAGACCAAGAUGGUACCUAGGUCACGGCAGAUGCCAACUCUUGCUUUAUGACUUCCAAGAGUUUGGGCCGCUUUUCUGUUUGUUUUGGCCUCAGAUGUUGUAUAAGGACUUAGAAGGAAUUGAUGAGUGAUGAAAAUCCCAUUCAAACCUUCUUUUUUAUUGAACUCAUAAGUUAAGGCAUAGGUUAGUUGGAAUGGAUUUGGAAAUCCUACUCAGACCAUUCACAAUUUCAUAUUUUGACUUGAAUUAUGGUGAAGGUAUCUUCCCAGCUAUUUCAUUGUCUUUGUGAAAAGCAGCAUGUAUAAUGGAAGAGUCCUAGAACCCAAGUCAAGAGACCACCUCCAGUUAUUGCACUGCCAUGAUUCAGCCUGUCCAUGUCUCAGUUUCCUUUAAUGUAAAAGACAGGAUUGGACCAAGUAACUUCAAAGUCCUAUCCAAC